CAACAUGUGUUUCACAUUUGCAAUGGCUGGAUGGGAGGGCAGCGCACAUGAUAGUAGAAUCUUCAAAAUUGCAACGAGAAAUCCGGAGUACAAUUUUCCUCACCCACCACAGGGGAAGUACUAUUUGGUCGAUGCUGGCUACCCAAUGCAGAGGGGGUACCUUAAACCCUAUCCGGACAUAAGGUAUCAUCUUCCAGAUUUUCAGAGAGCCAGCAAUCGUACGAGAAACAGAAAAGAGGUCUUUAAUAGAAGACAUUCAUCCUUACGAGGCGUUAUUGAGAGGACUUUUGGAGUUUGGAAGAAAAUAUGGGUAAUACUACGAGAUAUGCCACAUUAUCCAUUUCCAACAGGUGCAGGUAGUGUCAGCCACUCUGGCCCUCACUAA
Messenger RNA from Phalaenopsis equestris, 385 nucleotides. RefSeq lists its product as uncharacterized. The record is from RefSeq and is a predicted model, not a curated record. The transcript has 2 exons. NCBI's taxonomy places the organism in Eukaryota, Viridiplantae, Streptophyta, Magnoliopsida, Asparagales, Orchidaceae. Bases 5 to 385 code for a protein of 126 amino acids.